Molecule: messenger RNA, 6794 nt
Organism: Miniopterus natalensis
Lineage: Eukaryota; Metazoa; Chordata; Mammalia; Chiroptera; Miniopteridae
Source: RefSeq, a predicted model, not a curated record
CCACGUUUCCACUGUCACCCGAGUGGGGACCUCGUAAUAUCGAGACCUUUAGAGGGGUUCUUUGUGGAAAGCCCUGUACCUUUCAUUGGAAAACAGCAGCAGCAUGGAAAUGAAACGUGUGGACGUGCCUUGAAAUUUAAGAAGCCUUCAGAUCGUGAUGGUCCGUUGAAGGAGACAAUUUUACUUCGCGUUUUUCGUCUGAACUGUGAAUCAGUUUUCCCAGUGGCACAGGUCGGGGACUCCACAGCGUUAUUUGAAGAAGGGUAAGGGUGACACAGCUUCACUCCUUCCUUUACCGGAGCCUCUUCCUCCUUGACCGAAUCUUCCUACAGCACAGGACAUACAGCAGAAUCUCUUUCUUACGAUGGAGCCAAGUAAAAAGAUGGACCCCUCCAGCUCGCUGCAGACCAACCCGCCACUCAAGCUGCACCCUGACCGCAGCACUGGGGCGCCGGUGCUCGUCCCGGAGCAAGGAGGGUACAAGGAGAGGUUCGUGAAGGCCGUGGAGGACAAGUACAAGUGCGAGAAGUGCCGCCUGGUGCUGUGCAACCCGAAGCAGACUGAAUGUGGACACCGCUUCUGUGACAGCUGCAUGGCUGCCGUGCUGAGCUCCCCAAGCCCAAAAUGUACUGCGUGUCAAGAGAGCAUCGUCAAAGAUAAGGUGUUUAAGGACAAUUGCUGCAAGAGGGAGAUCCUGGCUCUUCAGAUCUACUGUAGGAACGAAAGUCGAGGGUGUGUGGAGCAGCUACCCCUGGGACAACUGCUGGUGCACUUGAAGAAUGACUGCCAGUUCGAAGAACUUCCGUGUGUCCGUGCUGACUGCAAAGAAAGGGUCUUGAGAAAAGACCUGCGCGACCAUGUUGAAAAAGCCUGUAAAUACCGCGAGGCCACGUGCAGCCACUGCAAAAGCCAAGUCCCGAUGAUCACGUUACAGAAACACGAAGAUACCGACUGCCCCUGUGUGGUGGUGUCCUGCCCCCACAAGUGCAGAGUCCAGACCCUCCUGCGGAGCGAGUUGAGUGCGCACUUGUCCGAGUGUGUCAAUGCCCCCAGCACCUGUAGUUUUAAGCGCUAUGGCUGCAUUUUUCAGGGGACAAACCAGCAGAUCAAGGCCCACGAGGCCAGCUCCGCGGUGCAGCAUGUCAACCUGCUGAAGGAGUGGAGCAACUCCCUAGAGAAAAAGGUGUCCUUGCUGCAGAAUGAAAGUGUGGAAAAAAACAAGAGUAUACAGAGUCUGCACAAUCAGAUAUGCAGCUUUGAAAUCGAAAUUGAGAGACAAAAGGAGAUGCUGCGAAAUAACGAAUCCAAAAUACUUCAUUUACAGCGAGUGAUUGACAGCCAAGCAGAGAAGCUGAAAGAGCUGGACAAAGAGAUCCGCCCCUUCCGGCAGAGCUGGGAGGAAGCAGAUAGCAUGAAGAGCAGCGUGGAGUCUCUGCAGAACCGUGUGACUGAGCUGGAGAGUGUGGACAAAAGCUCAGGGCAGGCAGCCCGGAACACAGGCCUGCUGGAGUCCCAGCUGAGCCGGCACGACCAGAUGCUGAGUGUGCACGACAUCCGCCUGGCAGACAUGGACCUGCGCUUCCAGGUGCUGGAGACAGCCAGCUACAACGGGGUGCUCAUCUGGAAGAUCCGGGACUACAAGCGGCGGAAGCAGGAGGCCGUCAUGGGGAAGACGCUGUCCUUGUACAGCCAGCCCUUCUACACGGGCUACUUUGGCUACAAGAUGUGCGCCCGCGUCUACCUGAAUGGGGACGGCAUGGGGAAGGGGACGCACCUGUCGCUCUUCUUCGUGAUCAUGCGCGGAGAGUAUGACGCUCUGCUUCCCUGGCCCUUCAAGCAGAAAGUGACGCUUAUGCUCAUGGACCAGGGCUCCUCUCGGCGGCACUUGGGCGACGCAUUCAAGCCCGACCCCAACAGCAGCAGCUUCAAGAAGCCCACCGGGGAGAUGAACAUCGCCUCUGGCUGCCCGGUCUUCGUGGCCCAGACUGUGCUUGAAAACGGGACGUAUAUCAAAGAUGACACCAUUUUUAUUAAAGUCAUAGUGGAUACGUCGGACCUGCCUGAUCCCUGACGAGUCUCCGGGGAGAUGGAUUGAGCAGAAGGCAACUCCUCUGGGGGGCUUUGAACCGCUGUCUCCACCAAGGUCCUCGCUCAGAAAAGGACCUUGUGGGACGGAGGAAGUGGCAGGAGGCGGCCGCGGGCCGGCAGGAGGAGCCAGUGAGGGGACGUUUCCUAAUAGACUAGCACAUUUCACCGAAGAAUUAUUUAUCCUUCGACGAGAUAAAUACUGCUUUCAGAGAAGGUCUUCAUGUUCAUUUUUAAAGAUCUCAUUAAGGAAGAAAACAUAUGCUAAAAACAGAACCGUGACUCUUCCUGAAACUUGAACACACAGAAAACACCCCCCCAUGCACACCCCGGGGCUAGCUGGACACGUCAGCAUGUUAAGUAAAAGAGGAGUUUAUGAAAUAAUCAUGCAGUUCUGAUAUAUUCGUUCUAAAACCCAAGAGUGCAAUCUUGUUUCAAAUACAGCAUAUUGUCUAUUUUGAAGGCCUCACCUGGUCUCUGUUUUAAUAAUUUGUUUGUCAGAAGACCCCGGAUGCAUCUCUGUCUUUUCUGGAAGUCGCUAAAUUCAGAAUCACUUUUUAAUUUAAAGUUCUAAGAUAAUUGUUACUGCAGACAUUUUAUUUUAAAACAAUAGACUUAUAUUUCUUGGAAGAAAAUGUAAAAUAUCAAACACUGGUUAUCACUUGUGAUAGGAAAGCAAACCUUCAACCUGUCAUUUCUCGUUAGAAAUGUAAACCUUCGAUUCCUGUUGUAGUGAGUGACACUACUUCAGAUUAUUACGAGAGGAACCGCUCAUGGAUGCUGUGCAUCAUCUCAGGUUUAUACUUGUUUUCACCCUAAAAUAGGGCAUUCGUUGAACUUUGGAGUUCUGAACAAACCCUGCAGGUUUUUAAAUUGUGUCCCACGAGUCCCAACAAGGUCUCGGCCACUGACGGCUCCGGCGCUCGGCGCCCGGUGUGCGGGUGGGGGGGACUGUGCCGAGGCGGCCACAGCAGGCGUCCCUUCAUUCUGUCAUUGCUGCAUCUGUCACGACCUCCGAAAGCAACAUCCUUGUGUAGAGAUGGUGGCAUCUGUACCUGUGCCUUAGCCGCGCACGCUGCUUCCCGACCCGGCCCGAGCCCUGUGUUCUCUGUGACUCUAGGCGGCGACCGUGUGACCAGGCUUCCUCACGACCACUCGACCACUCGCUCUGUCUCUCCCCGCCCCCGGGCAGCUCCGUCUUUGGCUUCUGGGGCCCCCCUGGUUAGUUACCACUAAUUAUCGCAGAUCCCAAAUCUCUCGGCCCCAAGGGUGAGCCGCCUGGCCCAGGCACGGGCGUGGCCCCCUCCAGCGGCACCUGCGAGCAUUCCAGAGACCGCUGCCCUGGGGGCUGCGCAGGCUGACCCUCGGCCUCUGGUGCCACCCCCGCCCUCGGGAAGGGUGGCCUCAGGGCCCGUGGGCCCAGUCUGCUCCACCUCGCCGGCAUUUUCUCAACUCACUGUUUACCUUCUCUCAAUGGUCCAACUGUGAUUAGAAGCCGGAGCCCUGCCUCCCGUGCCCCUCUGCUAUGCACCAUGCUUCAUGGGUGCUCUAACCACCGACGGGUGCUACACGUGACGGGUGCUUUGUAGGCACGACCAGUGCGUGACCCACCGCAUCCGUGCCCUCAUCCAAAAGCCGCGCCCACCCCCGGCCAGCUGGGCCGCGCACUCAGACUGCCGCCUGCCCCUGGGCUCCACGGUUGCGCGGGGACAGCGGGGUGGGUGCCGGGGCCCCCCGUGUCUCUGGUGCUGCUGUCCGCCCUGGGCGUGCCUUCGCCCCAGUGCCUGCGGGAAGCGCCCUCUUUGCACACGGCCCCGGGCUUCCGUGGUGACCUCUGGGGUUACGAUGCUCAGCUGUCUUCAUCUUCUCUCCUGUCUCCACUCCCAGGACGGCUCUGAGGGCCAGUGUCACCCGUCGGGAGUUGGUGUCCCCACUCACAGAAGAGGGACCUCGAGCAGGUGCCGCUCCCUCAGAGGCGUCCCCGCCCCCAGGCCUCGCCUGGUCCUACCCUGCAGUCCCUACCUGGCCUCAGGCAGCUUCCCGAGGUCAGGGUUACCAACAGGGACAUCCCUGCGACGUCCAGUUCUCUAACAGAUUUAGAAUAAGCAGCAUCUUGGUCUGGCCAAAAAGAAAAACAAAAGCUAAUCUUUUUCCCUCUCUCCCUGGGUUGAAGUGCUGUUGGGGGUGGGUCGGGGAAGCAUCUGUCCUGGUGGGGGGCUUGCCCCUGGCGGGGAACAAAGGGCCGCCCCUCCUCCUCCCGUGGAGCCCAUAGGACAUGGCUUUGGUAGCUGGGAAUUGGCUGUGAUGUGGCUGUGAUGUGUGGGAGCGUCAUCCUGGUUGCAGUUGGUGGCACCGGGGGUUGUGGCCUCAUGCCCACUGUUGCGCGCACACCUGUUGGGUGCUUGGGCCGUCGGAAAGCCGCCCCCUGGCUCCCUGCUCCUCCUGGCCUCUGGUGCUGGCCCUGCGGCCGAGGCCUGACCACUGAUCCUGGAGCAUCCCUUCCCCUCACGGUCCGGCAGCAAGUACAGGUGUCCGAUGUGGUGUGAUUGGGUGCACUUUCCCGUUUACUAAGAGUGACAAAGUUCCGCACAGGACAAAAGUUCUGAUACUUUAGAGAAACCGACUCUCUCGACUUCCCCGUGGCCUCGUGCUGCAGCGAAGGUGCGUGGGUACAGGGGCUGGCAGUGGGGUCCACGUGCCCCUGAGGGCUGUGACCUGGCUGAGGCCCACUGCCCAGGCCUUUUUUACAAGCGGGUCUUACAUUCCCUGGGCUUCACAGGUAAUAGGGUAGCGUAGGAAUGUGUGCGAGUCCUCAGACCUGCUGGAGGAGAGGGUGGCACUAACCCCUGGGCGAGGCUUUGUUUGCGCUCACUGCCGAGGACAGGAGGGGCAUGGUGACAGCUGCUGUCAGGACCCCAGUUCCCAGUCACCUGGUGCCCCUGGCACCCCUGAUGCAGCGGCUCCUUCCUGCUCUGUGACCCCAGAGGGCUGUGGCGGGAAAGCCUGCCCUCCCUGCUGGCCGCCUCCACCAGGCCUUCAGCUGCCAGCGGGUUCCAGUGGUCUCAGGCAGAUCUGACGCCUCCAAGGCUUCUCCUGGACCACAGGGGACAGCCAGCCUGUCUCCUCCAGGGUCCUCAGCUGCCCGGGGUCGAGCCCCAUGCCCCAGUUGACACCUAUGGUCGUCACCAGCAGCACCCCUUCACUCUUGGUGGCGGUCCCCCGUGGCUGGCCCAGCACCCUGCAGCAGGGGGACAACAUCGGCAGAUGAAAGGGUGUCUGGAUGGACCCUUAAACACAGCCGGUCCUGAGGUGGGUCAUCCCUCAUCCGGCUAAGGGGAGCGGGGAGAUAGGCAGGACCCCAACUCACACCCUGGGGCCCAGUGCCUGCAGCAGCCAGGCCCCCAGCCCCUGUCCCCCAGCACUGAAGGAGUGAAGCCUGUGCUGUCAUCCUGGGCCUCACAGACGUGUCCAGCCCCAGCACCUCGCUGUCUUCCCGGGGCAGGGCCGAGGCUCAAAGCGUGUCCCCCCUGCCCAGGGUGACUCGUGCUGGACAGGGCUGGGCAGGGCUGUGAGUCCUGGUUUUUACUUCUAGACCAGAUCUUUAUUGGGCUGCAGAGGUGAGCUGGGGGCUCCAGCGGCCCCUUUGCACUUGUGAGUGUUGGUGAUGAGGGAGAGGUCCGCCACCCAGAUUGACUUCCCAGCCGAGACCGUGGUUCUGUCUUCCGUUGGCCAGUCUCAGUAGUUGCGGUUUCUCCAAAGUGAACCAUGUCCACCAGGCCCGGGUCAGGGGAGGCCAGCGUGAGGCUCCAGUUAAGGCAGGUGACCCGGUCGUCACUCCUGCGUGUUGGGGCCGUGCUGGCUGUCACCGGGGAGCCAGGCUCAGUGGGGAAGGGGGCGAGGCCGAGGCCUCCUGGGGCAUGCGCCCCUGCCCCGGGGGUGAGGGCUCCGUGCAUUUCAUCCUCUCGCUGCUCCCCCGUCCGCAGCCUGUGUUGUGAGCUUGCCGAGGCGGCGGACGCCCGGGACGGCUGCAGCUGCGGCUGCGGGGUUGGCUCCGUAACUCAGUCCCCUUAGACAAGGAAGGUGACCUUCAACAGCAAACUCAGUGACCUAAUUGGCAACCACAAACUCGUCGUAUUCCCAAGGGUUUCUACAAGAGUCCUCUGUAGGAACCCCUGUGACCAGGAAGUGUGUAAAUCCAGGCACACGACUGCGAAACGUUUCAGAAUCGCACUCUUUCCCGGCACACCUCUCCGUCCAGUUCUUACCCAAAACAAAGACCAAAGAAGGCCGAUCUCUCAUUUGACUCUAUUUAAUCUGCCUGUUUCACAAACCGCCGUCCGCGGUGACCGCUCGCUGUGAGGACCCAUCUUGACGGUGCAAGUGAGUGUGACGACCAGUGAUUCACGUCUGUUUUUCUGCUCUUCUAAGAAAACAACAACAACAACAAGACCGUGUGAGUUAUUGCUCAGCAAUAAUCAUGUUGUUCAUCCGCGUUAAUAACAUGUCUGAUUUUCUAAUAGCAUUAUUAUGUUUUAUAUUUUUGUUUACUGUACAUUGUGUGUGGUUUUAUUUGGUAUUUAUUUGUGUUUUGAGGUCUUGCAAUGUGUUUGUGUUCCUGAUGCUAAUAACUAAAGUUUGUAAGAGUAUAGAAUGCAAAACUGAAAUGCUGAACUGUCUUAUUAGAGGAAAAUAAACCUGACUAAGGACUC